This is a messenger RNA of Rattus norvegicus (Norway rat), 1627 nucleotides long. RefSeq names its product killer cell lectin-like receptor subfamily B member 1F (gene Klrb1f). Gene Ontology annotation, cellular component: membrane. The record is from RefSeq and is marked validated. Lineage: Eukaryota; Metazoa; Chordata; Mammalia; Rodentia; Muridae. The transcript has 6 exons. The coding region runs from base 38 to 691 and encodes 217 amino acids.
AUCUGUUACUGUUCACAGUUCUCAUCUCUUGUCUCCAAUGGACACAUCAAGAGUCUAUGGUAAUGUAAAGACAUUUAGGUCUCCAGGGCAUAAGCAAGCAUCAUUCCCAUCUCUCUCCACAGAUGCUUGUCGGUGCCCACACUGGCAUCAUUUGGCUCUGAAACUUGGCUGUGCUACGCUGAUCCUUCUUCUCUUGACCCUGAUUGGACUCAGUGUCUUCGUGAGAUUCCUAGUGCAAAAACCACUAAUAGAAAAAUGCAGUAUGGCUGCUCAAGAGAAUGGGACUGAACCAACAGGGAGAUCAGCCAUACUAGAAUGCCCGAGACAUUGGCAACCACACCGGAACAAAUGCUUAAUUAUUUCUCAAAUUUCCAGACCUUGGGCAGAAGGUCUAGUUGCCUGUUCUAUGAAAGAAGCCACUUUGUUGAUCAUUGAAAAUGAAGAAGAACUGAAGUUUGUGCAGAACAUUUUAAAGGGAAGACAGCAGUUAUUUUUUAUUGGACUAAAUUAUGUACAAACGGAGAUGACCUGGAAGUGGAUAAAUGGCUCUGUUUUAAAGCCUAACAUAUUACGGAUCACUGGUUCGGAGGUAGAGAACAGCUGUGCCCUCAUCUCACACACAGAAGUGUUUUCAGAUUCCUGUUCUUCAGACAACCAUUGGAUCUGCCAAAAGACCCUGAAACAUGUCUGAAAACCUGUGUCCUGACUCCUGAUUGUGAAUCUCAUCUUGAUUACUUCAUAGUCCACGCCAGAUCUCUGCACUGAACAUUGUCUGCUGCUGGCCCACCCAGGGCAUAGUUAGUGGCACAAAGUAUGGACUCCAAAACCACUGUUACUUUUACUGGUGCUCAUCUCCACUUUAUUAUGUAAAUGUACACAGACAGAUGUGUCAUUCUAGGAGAAGAGUUUAUCAAAGGAAGCACAGGCCAGCAGGGGGCACUGGAGGCCUUGUGUGGUCCUUGCUUAUCUCUGUGUCUUAGGUCAUCUACAGACAGCUGUGGAAAACUGUCUGUAAAGUUUGGAUUUUAACCCCAUCCCUGCUGCAAGCCAUUUCACAUUUGGGCUGUAGAAUCUUGAUUAAAAGUCUUGUUGUUGACUGACAGCAGAGGCUCAGAGUUGAGGAUCUUGAGAUGGGAAGAAUUUGUAUUGAUGGACACUCACAAAUUAGUUUAUUAAUAAUAGACUAAUCCUGUGACAAUGAGCGUGACUUUAUGUAAACUGAACUCUGCCCACAGGAUACCUCUUACCCUGUGGUGAUGCACCAGCAGACUCUGGGCAGAUGCUGGUCCAUUGAUACUGAGCUUAUCAGUCUCCUGAGCUGUGUGAAAGUGAGAUGUCUUCUUCUCCAGUGUACUAUUAAAACAACAACAAGAACAGCAACAACAACAACAACAACAACAACAAGAUUUAGACAAGGACUUCUCUCUUUCCACUGUCCACAGCCAUCCCAUUCAUUUUUCUCAUGACUUCUUUCUUCCACACCUCUCUAUAAUUUAUGGCUUAUGUGCAAAUAGUAGGAAGUAUGCAGUUACAUAUUUGGUAACUGUAGUAGAAAAUAAAUGAUGUCUUUUUAAUUUUUAAAUUAUAGAAAAUAAGUAUUUCAAAAAUAAAUAUUCUGAUAAAAUAA